GCCCAAGAUGAGGUCUGCCAGCCCUAUGCAUUAUGCGCUAUGCCGCCAGCCAUUGCAUUUGGCCCGUCACGGCAACUCAGCCCAAUGGACAUUGUGGAGCUGACCAAAGCCAAAGUGGAGCAGCACUGGUGGGAGAGCUGCUAUUUGGGGACACUGAUAGGAUAAUAAACAUGUAUUGAAUGUCCAGAGAUCACCCUGGGCAGAAGGAACAGGUCUGUUGGAAGAGGAAUAGUGCUGAGCUGAAACAUGGUGAUAAAGAAGCAACAGAAAAAACAGUGUCACUCAGCAAACUUCCUCGGCUAGAUAAGAACAGGAUAAAGUGGGUGCAGUUUCCUUGCCUGGCAAGAGAAGACAGCAGCCACAAUGAGGGUGCAGUUUAUCAUCCCCCUUGUAGGGUUUUGCUGGCUCAUCUGCUUCAAGGAGACUCAUUUCUCCAGCGCCGACGAUGCGUGUGAAAAGUCAACAGUUUGUCCUACUUUUUCAACCUGCAAAGUCAUCUCCGGGAACUAUCGCUGCACCUGCAAAUGGGGGUCUAAGGCUAGCACUGGGGAGCAGUAUUUCACUGAUAAAAGCGUGACAUGCCAGGAUAUCGAUGAAUGUGCCCAGGACCCCACACACUGUGGCCCAAACGCUUCCUGCCAGAACACUGACAAAAGUUUUGUCUGUACAUGUGUAAAUGGCUACAGCUCUGCCAGACGAGCCUCAGGGAAGCGCGGCAUCGCCCCGUUGGACUGCUCAGAUAUUGACGAAUGUGCCCGAGACCCAUCGCUAUGCGGCCCCGACUCCAUCUGCACCAACACACCGGGCAGUUACACCUGCAGCUGCCGGGAAGGCUACCUCUCGCCUAGCCAGCCUGGCGCCCCCUUCAGCUGCACAG
Messenger RNA from Pelodiscus sinensis (Chinese soft-shelled turtle), 877 nucleotides. Lineage: Eukaryota; Metazoa; Chordata; Testudines; Trionychidae. The record is from RefSeq and is a predicted model, not a curated record.